GAUGGCUGAAAGCAACACUGAGAUGGGAGAAAUUUGCAUAGAUUCCCAAAAUGAUCAUCAAGGCAAUCAGAAGGCAAAGGAUAAUCAGACAACGAAAAAGGACUUUACGGCGUUUAAUCUCAAACCAGAACUUCUACAAGCAAUGGAUAAGUUAGAAAUCAAAUACCCUAGUAAAAUUCAGAUGGAGUUUAUUCCUAAAGCAAUUUCAGGAGAGAGUUUCGUCUGUACAUCUAGAGCUGGUACGGGAAAAACUAUCAUAUACAUUUUAUCAACACUUCAACACUUAAAUCCUAAAGAUAAUCAAAUUUCCAUACUAGUUUUGUGUCAUACGAGAGAGUUGGCAUUUCAAGUGAGCAGAGAAUACGAACGCUUUUGUAAGUUUAUGGAUGGAAUUCGGGUUUCAUAUAUAUGUGGCGGAAAACCAUUGAAGAAUGAUGAAGAGAAAAUUAUGGAGAAUAAACCACAUAUUGUUGUUGGAACUCCUGGCCGUUUGUGGGCGCUUGUUCAAAGAGGAAUAUUACAUUUACAUAGCGUAGAACAUUUUAUACUGGAUGAAUGUCAUGAUCUUCUUUUAGUAAUAGACUUUAGAGCGGCUAUUCAGAAAAUCCUUCGUUUGAUACCUAAGCGGCAACAAAUUAUGUCCUUCACCCCAGUAAUAACAGAAGAUCUUCAGUCUCUAUGUGAAAAAUACAUCAAAUACAAUAACAAACUUGAAUAA
Molecule: messenger RNA, 718 nt
Organism: Dimorphilus gyrociliatus
Lineage: Eukaryota; Metazoa; Annelida; Polychaeta; Dinophilidae
Source: the annotation of a GenBank genome assembly